UCGAUACUAUGCUGCGUUUUGGACUAUGAGAAAGAAAAGAAAGGCGGAAGAGCAAACACUGCUGUCCUCUCCUAUUGUUUGUUUUGAGUGUCAAAAGUGACAUUGAAAUGUGAAUUUUCUAUUGCGCUUGAUCGAGGACUUUGGUAUUCAAUAGUUCUUGAGAUAUUUCCUUAUUUAUUUCUUUCAUAUUUUAUGUUUGGGAUUUUUCUUAUUAAGAAAAGAAACGGCAUUUGUUUGUUUAACCGUUGUAAAACAUAAGUUAUUAGACAAGUCGCGAUUUGCCAAUUUCUUGAGAUGGAGAAACUAUUGAUGCAGACACCUUAUCUGGUUCAUCGGACAUCGCUAAUCCUCAGCAGCACCAUAACUCGCCGUUGCCAUAUGUCUUCCCACUCGCCGGCGCCGCUGCUCUGUGUCUUCCCACCUGCCGUCACUGCUGCUUUGUGUAUUCCCACCCGCCGCCGGCCUUCUUUUCUCUCUCGCUGCCCAGAAACUGCACGGAGGAGGCUCUCCGUGACCAUGGCUUAAAUAUCCGUCUCCAUCGUCAAUCUCGAAACCUUAAUCGAAGGAGUUUGUACGUGAUAAUGUAUGAAGAACCCACAUUCUCCCCUAACUAUUUUUGCAAAUUUACUAACAUGUGGAUGUUAUUAGAGAUGAACAUAUUUUACCAAUCAUUUUGGACCAUACAUGUUCGAAGCGGAAGGACGCCCCACGUAAGAUUUGAUUUCAGACAACAGACUAGAAAAUUACUCGCAAACAAAAAGUAAACAAGAAGGGGUGAUGCAAUGCUGAUAACGAAGAUCUAUGUCAAAUGUCAAACAACCCUUACGAGCAUUUUGGAGUUGGCAGUGGAGAAUAAGAAGUUCCAAGUCAAAGGUCAAGCGAGCCUUCCAAGCGUGUACGAGUUUCAACGCAGGCAUGGGAAGUCCUAGAUGAGGAUGGGAUUUUUGAAUAAAUAGUAUUAAGUGUA
This is a messenger RNA of Cuscuta campestris, 967 nucleotides long. The record is from the annotation of a GenBank genome assembly. NCBI's taxonomy places the organism in Eukaryota, Viridiplantae, Streptophyta, Magnoliopsida, Solanales, Convolvulaceae.